Messenger RNA from Pundamilia nyererei, 3617 nucleotides. RefSeq names its product serine/threonine-protein kinase PAK 2-like. The coding region runs from base 347 to 1888 and encodes 513 amino acids. The record is from RefSeq and is a predicted model, not a curated record. NCBI's taxonomy places the organism in Eukaryota, Metazoa, Chordata, Actinopteri, Cichliformes, Cichlidae. Gene Ontology annotation, molecular function: ATP binding; protein serine/threonine kinase activity. Gene Ontology annotation, biological process: protein phosphorylation. The transcript has 15 exons.
UGCGCAGGAGCUGCGUUUACGCGCCUUUGAGUUUUGCCCUAAAAACACUACGGAAGCCGCGUGGUUCCGAUUGCUCGGUUUGUUUCGCUUCCUCUCCGUCAGGUUCCUCCCCGGCCCGAGCACGGAGUCAAGUUGAAAACACUCGGGGAGAGAAAAGAAGGCAAACUGUAGCGUGAUAAAAGACGGCUUCGUUUUUCGCACCCGCGAGGACUGUCGUGAAAUCUCAGCGUCAAAUCGGGGCUUUAAACGGACUGAAAACAAACAGACACGGGGCGGAGUUUCGGUAGUUUUGGCCGGAGUGCGGUUGAGUUUUGCGGUUGAGAGCAACCGGUCGAGGUGAGUGUAGAUGUGUGACAGCGGAGUGUGUGAGGAUAAGCCCCCCGCCCCCCCUGUCAGGAUGAGCAGCCAAGGAGGAGUCAAAGACGCCCAAUCGACCAAUCACAACUCUCGGCCACUUCCGUCUGCACCAGAGGAGAAGAAGCCUAGAAACAAGAUCAUCUCCAUCUUUGGAGAGAAAGCAGGCAAGAAAAAGGACCGGGAUAAGGACAGACCUGAAAUCUCCUCCCCAUCAGACUUUGAACACACCAUCCAUGUGGGUUUUGAUGCUGUUACUGGAGAAUUCACGGGCAUGCCAGAGCAGUGGGCCCGUCUCCUUCAAACUUCCAACAUCAGUAAAUCAGAACAGAAACAAAAUCCUCAGGCCGUCCUUGAUGUUCUCAAGUUCUUCGACUCCACCAGUGGAAAACAGAAAUACCUCAGUUUUUCUGGCGCGGACAAAGGAUCACAGUCGCCAGGCAAGCAGGGUACUGCAACCUCCCCAUCAGGCAAGGAUGACGACGACGACGAUGAAGUUGAUUCGCCGCCACCAAUCGUGGCACCACGGCCAGAACACACGAAAUCAAUGUACACGAAGACAGUUGAACCAAUCCCAGCUCCAGUUGGAAAUGCCACCUCUAAGGCAGCUGACAAGCAGAACAAUACGCCAAGAAAGAUGACUGAUGAUGAAAUCAUGGAAAAACUAAGAACGAUUGUGAGCAUUGGAGAUCCUAAGAAGAAAUACACUCGCUAUGACAAGAUCGGUCAGGGAGCGUCUGGCACAGUUUACACAGCCAUCGAUGUUGCCACAGGGCAAGAGGUUGCCAUCAAACAAAUCAACUUGCAGAAGCAGCCAAAGAAGGAGCUAAUUAUCAAUGAGAUCCUGGUCAUGAAGGAGCUGAAGAACCCCAACAUUGUCAACUUCGUAGACAGUUUCCUUGUUGGAGACGAGCUUUUCGUGGUAAUGGAAUACCUGGCCGGCGGGUCGCUAACCGAUGUCGUGACAGAGACCUGUAUGGAUGAAGCUCAGAUUGCUGCUGUCUGCAGAGAGGUCCUUCAGGCCCUGGAGUUUCUCCAUGCAAACCAGGUCAUCCACAGGGACAUCAAGAGUGACAACGUUCUCCUUGGGAUGGACGGAUCAGUCAAACUCACUGACUUCGGUUUCUGUGCUCAGAUUACCCCAGAGCAGAGCAAGCGCAGCACCAUGGUGGGUACACCCUACUGGAUGGCUCCAGAGGUAGUAACCCGGAAAGCCUAUGGACCCAAAGUGGAUAUUUGGUCUCUGGGGAUUAUGGCCAUAGAGAUGGUGGAGGGAGAGCCUCCAUACCUAAAUGAAAAUCCUCUCAGGGCAUUGUAUUUAAUCGCCACCAAUGGGACCCCUGAGCUACAGAACCCAGAGAAGCUGUCUCCUGUGUUCAGAUCUUUCCUUAACCUUUGUCUGGAGAUGGACGUGGAGAAACGAGGGUCUGGCAGACAGCUGCUGCAGCAUCCAUUCCUGAAGGUGGCGAAGCCUCUAUCCAGCCUCACCCCGCUCAUCCUGGCAGCCAAGGAAGCCAUCAGGAGCAAUCGCUAAAUCCUGGCCUGCAAAGACUCCAAGCCAGCAUCUCCUGCUGGUCCACAUAUGACGACUAUCUGCAGUGUGUUAGUGUUAAUGAUUUUUUCCAAAAGGGCAUAAAAUGCUGCUCCACUCUUCCCCGUGUUUCCACACAGAUAUUUAUCUUACCUUUGUGCCUUGUUCUAAAGCUGCAUAUAGCCAUAAUAUGUUAUCCAUUUGUUUUGUGUUUGUAUGUAUGUGAUGUUGAAACUGGUUAUCUGUGCAUAACCAAUGCAUUAUCAUUGUUAAUUUAGACACCGAGGGCCAUAUUCGUAAAGAAUCUUGGUUUACGACUUGUUCUACUAAAAAGCCCAGAACAGAACAGAGGUGAACCUUACGCUUAAUUAAUAAAAUUGCUAUCUUUACGUUGAUCUUUUUAUUUGUGAACACUGUGUCAGUAAAGUGACAUAUCCUAAUUAAAAUGGAAAAAUAAAUGCCAGGAGCUUCACGUUUAAAUUAUUUUCUUCUCUUUAGAUCUCAGUGUUAUGACAGGAGCACAACAUGGUCUUGUUUAUCAUUCUACCAUGUGACCAUGCAGCUGGUUUCUGUGGUUAUUUCUGCUGUGGUUACACAUGUGCGUUGUGACUAACUGGAUCCAAAACUUUUAAAUGUGACAUUAAAAAUCAUGGUGUGCUAAAACUGUGCCCGAGGAUGGGACAAUGCAGUCUUUAUGGAGUGAAAAACAAGGCCAGUGUACUGUAUCUGAAUGAAAAUCUUCCCAUUCCAGUAAAGUCGGGUCUUUGUUAUAUAUUUUUGUUUGCAGUCUGCUUUUUUAAUUAUCUUAAAUUGGUAGUUAGGGGUAUUGCAGGCACCAAAAAACAAAAUUACGCAUACAGCUUUGCCAUGAAAACAUAUCUGCAGGAUCUCCUACAGAUUAUGGAUCUGAACACUGUUUACUGCAUGACCAAUACUUUUUGGCUUAUCAGUUCAGCCACACUUUUUCUCAGAAAUCUUUGUCGUCAUUUUUUCUUUGUUUCUCUUUGUCUUUUCUAAUUGAUGCCUUAUUGUUGGUAGUAGUGCAACAGAAAUGCUGUAUGCAGUUGUUUGACAGCGUUAAACUGGAGGAUUUUUUUUUUUUUUAAUUUUUACAUUUUGUAUAUUUGUGUAGUGUCUUGUAUUGUGAACAGCUUUUAGUAUGUACAUUGUUUUAUAUUUGUAACUAACAUAACAGAAGAGCAUUUCAGGGUUUUUUUUUUCCAGAAUUUUUUUCUUGUUUAUCAACUCAUCAUUGGUUUCCUUAACUGUGCAAUUAUGAGCUCAGAAAUUAGUAACACUAUAUAAUACGGCCCACGAUUUAAAGGUGUCUUUCACCUGUAAUUAAAAGGAAUUUUAGUGUUUUUUAUUUGAAAUUACAAUAUAAUUCUAUUUACCUAAAAAUACUUAUAGUUGGAUCCAGAUAGCUUGGUAGGCUGGAAUAUGAGGGCAAUCAGUCAGAAUUUUACAAGAAACAAAGAAAUUGUUAAAUAAUUAAGUUUAGGCAGCGUGCAAUUUGACAAACAGUGAUUCCCCAUCGUACUUUUCAUGGUGGGGCCGUAUUAUAGAGUGGAUUAAUCUUGCCUUUUUACAUCCUUAUUUAAUAUUCAUUAUGUUGAUGUUGCAUGAUGGAUGUUCUAUUAUCCUUUUAUUUUACCAAAAUACAUGUGAUGAGAACUGUCCUCCCUUACCAACUUGCAAGAAAAAAUAAAUACCAUCAAUAAUUGCAGGCUUA